Messenger RNA from Apiotrichum porosum, 1932 nucleotides. RefSeq lists its product as uncharacterized. The transcript has 8 exons. Gene Ontology annotation, biological process: transmembrane transport. Lineage: Eukaryota; Fungi; Basidiomycota; Tremellomycetes; Trichosporonales; Trichosporonaceae. Gene Ontology annotation, molecular function: transmembrane transporter activity. Bases 1 to 1932 code for a protein of 643 amino acids. The record is from RefSeq and is a predicted model, not a curated record.
AUGGGCGUUUCGGGCGCCGGCCGUGGGCCAACAGCUUGGCGUGUGGUAUAUAUACACCAGGCCAACAUCCCUUGUCGCAUUGUUCUGCCCUACACGCUCCUCGUCCCACUCCCGCCCAUCCUCACGCUCGUUUCCUUGGCCAUCUUGCGUGCCAUGGGCGCCUAUUCUUCAGAUUCCGGAGGGACAAUGUCCAGCCAGGACUAUACUCUCAAACGCUUCCCGUGGAGGAACAAGACUACGCCAUGGGCCGAUCUUGUCAAUCACGAGUACAAGGGGAGCGGCACAGAAACCGAUCCCUAUGUGGUCGUGUGGCUGCCUGACGAUGCCGAAAACCCGUUGACCUUCAAGCCACGUUACAAAUGGAACAUCACCAUCCUCGCUGCAAUGGGCACCCUGGCUGUCAGUAUGGGCAGCUCAAUGUUGAGUGCCGCCAUCACAGCUAUUGAGGAAGCAUUCCCGGGCUUCAACACCAUGCUCUACAUUAUGGUUACGGGCAUUUACGUUCUUGGAUUUGUGGUGGGCCCGUUGCUUUGGGCACCAGCUUCAGAGAUCUUUGGACGCCGUUCCAUGUUCAUCAUCACGUACAUUCCCUUCACCGCCUUUUGUGCUGCUGUGUGCGGAGCCAAAGACCUCAAUACAUUGCUCGUGUUGCGCUUCUUUGCAGGCACCUUUGGCAGCAGCACCAUGACCAACGCUGGUGGCAUCAUUGCCGACAUGUUUGACCCAAAGCAACGCGGUCUUGCCAUGGGUGUCUAUUCGAUCAUGCCCUUCCUCGGUCCCACCAUUGGCCCCGUCGGCGGUGGCUUCCUUUCGCAGGCCGCCAAAUGGGAGUGGGUCGGCGCGGUCAUCGCCGCCUUUGCUGGCAUUCUCACCAUCAUCUCCACCAUCCUCCUGCCGGAGACGUACGCACCUGUUCUUCUGCGUCGCCGCGCCACUCGACUUUCCAAACACACCGGCCUGGUGUAUCGCUGCCAACAUGACGUGGCCAAGCCCCUUCAUACAAAACAGCUGUUCUUGAAUCAGCUCCGUGUCCCUUUGGUCCUCCUCUUUACUGAGCCUGUCGUCUUACUUACGUCUCUCUACCUGUCUGUGGUGUACGCCAUUCUCUACAUGGAGUUUACAGCUUUCCCUAUCGUGUUCCAAGGUCAUCGUCACUGGUCACCAGGCAUCAGCGGGCUGGCAUUUGCCGGUGUCACAGUUGGAGCCUUCCUAGCUCUGGCGGUCCUGAUGUUCUAUAUCAACCCUGCAUACGCCAAGGCCCAUCAGAAGAAUGGCUACAUGCCACCGGAGGCCCGCUUGCCUGGCGCCAUUGCCGGCGGCUUCCUGCUUCCUAUGGGUCUCUUCAUCUUUGCCUGGACUUGCAUGCCCGUCCGCAUUCACUGGAUUGCGCCCAUUAUCUCGACUGUCCCGUACGGGGCUGGUCUUGUGCUCCUCUUCCUCAGCGUGUCAAACUAUGUUGUCGACUCGUAUCUGCUAAUGGCCGCGUCGGUGCUGGCCGGCGGAACAGUGAUGCGUUCAAUCCUUGGUGUCGUGUUCCCCCUGUUUACCGCCGACAUGUACACCAACCUCGGUCCCCAGUGGGCCGGCACGCUCGUCGCCUUCCUUGCCCUCGCCUUUGCUCCGGCUCCAAUCCUCCUGUACAUGUACGGCCGCAAACUUCGCCGCAUGACCAAGAUUGGUCGCGAGGCAGACGACCUUGGUGUGAUGAUUGUCAAGAUGAUGCAAGCUCAGCAGGCAGCUGACCAACAUGCUGCUCAUCCUGAAGUUCACCGAUCGCCCGACGAAGACGAAGAGGAAGCCAUUGCCCGUUCCAUCGCAGACAUGGACGAGGAGACCGCCCUGGACACGAUGGUGGAGUUGGUCCGGACGGAGACACGCAAGACACAAGCGUCUCAGCGCUCGGGAUACGGUGAAGGGGAGAAGCAGUCGUAA